Trichoderma reesei QM6a is the source of this 234-nucleotide messenger RNA. RefSeq lists its product as uncharacterized. The transcript has 3 exons. The record is from RefSeq and is a predicted model, not a curated record. Bases 1 to 234 code for a protein of 77 amino acids. Lineage: Eukaryota; Fungi; Ascomycota; Sordariomycetes; Hypocreales; Hypocreaceae.
AUGGUCAUCGCAGGUUGGAUAAGACAGGUCGACGAGGUCCGUUCGUGGCACUACGACAACGUCAAUAAUGGCGUGUACAAGUCCGGUGUUGCAACUUCGCAAGAAGCGUAUGAGCGUGCGUUGACGGAGCUUGCCGAGCAGUCGGACAGCCAAAAGUCUAUAUCAGACACUAUGUCACGCUUAUCUGCUUUGACGUACGCAAUCCUGCCUCCUGUCUCCCCUUCAGGUGACUAG